ACGCCUUCCGCUCCGAUCCUCUCCUCCAAUUUUCAUUCAUUUCAGAUUCAGAACAUGUGCCAUGGAAGGCCUUACCAACGACAUCGUUUCAUCAUCUAGGAAGAGGACGACUAGUGACAUGGCAGCGAAACAUGGGAUCGUUUCUCUUCCCUCCAUCGUCUUCUUCUUCCUCGCUAUUCUGCUUCUGUCCCCACGCGCCGCCGCUCAACCGUCAACUCGGGCGGCGGGCGACGAAGCCUACACGUACAAGAACUUCAGCCCCUCCAUGGCGAUCAUCAUAGUGGUUCUCGUCGCCGCCCUUUUCUUCAUGGGGUUCUUCUCCAUCUACGUCCGCCACUGCAGCGAGUCGUCCGCCGGGAACAGCGUGCGGCAGGCGCUCUCCCUGCGGCGGCGCGCGGCGGCGCGUGGUCUCGACGCGUCGGUGAUCGAGACGUUCCCCACCUUCAGCUACGCGGAGGUGAAGGACCACAAGAUCGGGAAGGGGGCGCUGGAGUGCGCGGUGUGCCUGAACGAGUUCGAGGACGACGAGACGCUGCGUUUGAUCCCCAAGUGCGAUCACGUGUUCCACCCGGAGUGUAUCGACGCCUGGCUCGAGUCGCACGUGACCUGCCCGGUUUGCCGAGCCAACCUCACUCCCCAACCGGGCGACGAUCCGGUUUAUCAACGACCGGAACCCGCCAUCCAGCCGCCGCAGAACGACGACGUUUCCGUAAACAUAGAGCCCCAUCCGCAACAAGAAGACGGAGAGACGAGCGGCGUCAACCGGCCGCCGAGGUCGUUUUCGAUCAAGCGGCCCAGAGUCCUGACCAAGUUCAGAUCGCACUCGACCGGGCACUCCCUGGUUUUGCCGGGAGCUGAUUUGGAACGGUACACGCUAAAGCUGCCGGUGGAAGUGAGGAAGGAGGUGAUGAACCGGGCGAGGAGUGUAGCCGUACACUUCCCGAGAAACGCGAGCUCAAGAAGGGGAUACAGAACCGGCGGGGAGGGAAGUAGCCGGGCCGGCCGGUCUUACCGCAGAAUGGAGCGCCUUGACGGGGAAUCUCGAUCGGACCGGUGGGGGUUUUCGAUCUUCUCGAGGUGGCCGUCGAUGAGGUCGCCGAAGGUGGUCGCGGAUAACGGCGGCGAGACGUCGACCAGCGGGACGAAGAAGUCGGUUCGGUUGCCGUCGUUCAGGCGUUCAGAACCGAAGGGGGAUGAAGCCGGUUUGGUCUCAUCUGACUCGGCAAGACCACCGGUCUAAGACCCCAGGAGCGGAUCCGGGUUCGGAUGCGAAAUCAGGUUCAUUUUUCGGGUGGUGGAAAAGAGACGGGUCCACGUUGGCAUGGGUCCCACUUUGAAAUUUUCUAUCCAAGUUGCGUCCGAUUUAUGCGCACCAAAGGGUUGACGUUGAAUUUCAGUCCACACCUCCGGAUAAUUGGAUGACUUGUCUCAUUUGUGGUGAAUAAUUUAAAAAUUAUUUGUAUUAUUAUGAAUAAUCCAUAACUUAACCAUUUCUUUUCGGCUGGUGGGUUGUAAGCUUUUUGACAUUUUGUUUUGUUUGUUUUCAUACAUGUGUAGAUAACUUUUACACGUAUUUUUAGCGAUUGCAAUAUGGCAAGAAAUUACAGUUUUGUUC
Messenger RNA from Cuscuta campestris, 1615 nucleotides. The record is from the annotation of a GenBank genome assembly. NCBI's taxonomy places the organism in Eukaryota, Viridiplantae, Streptophyta, Magnoliopsida, Solanales, Convolvulaceae.